UCUCUGCCGCUCCAGGCUGUCCUGGGUGCAGCCUCAUGGCUGGGGGCAUCACCUAUGCUGACCUGCGGUUUGCAAGAGGCCCUCCGGAGAAAAGCCAGGGGGAAGAGCCCAACGAGGGGGAGCUCACCUAUGAGAACCUCCAGGUAUCCCGGGGCCUGGAGAAAGAGGUGGCAGAGUGUGGCCCCCAGAAGAGUGUCCCAGAGCUGCCAUGCUGGGCCACCUCUUGCCACUGCUGGAGGCCAGUGACAAACCGCCCCAUGCUGGGAGUCCUGGCUCUGUGCCUCUUCCUUCUGGCCACCAACAUUGCGCUUGGCGUGGAGUACUUGCAGGCCUCCCGGCAGCUCCAGGAAGCGUCUCGCGAGCACGCAGCCAAGAGCCACGUCCUGGGAGAAAGUGCCCACCGCCUGCAAGCCGGCCUGGAGGAGAGCCGGCGCCUGCUGCGCCUGACCGAGCAGGAGCUCAACUCCACCAAGCAGGAGCUCAACUCCACCAAGCAGGAGCUCGAGCUCAACUCCACCAAGCAGGAGCUCAACUCCACCACGGUGGCCCUUUGGCAGAGCCGGGCGGCCGGGAACCAGACCCGGCGGCAGCUGCAGCGCCAGGAGCUCCAAGCCAACCACAGCCUGGCUCUUCUGCGGAGGGAGCAGGCGAGCCUGGAGACCAACCUCAGCCAGGCCACCUCCUGCCGGCAGAUUGGGUGCUGCCCCCGCGGAUGGACGCUGUUCCGCUGGAAGUGCCUGCGGGCGUCGAGCGAGUGGAAGACGUGGGAGCGGAGCAAGGCGCACUGCGAAGGGAUGUCCUCGCGGCUCCUGGUCCUCCCGGAGCCCUGGUCGGCGGGAGAGCUCUGGAAGGCCGUGGGCGAAACGUUCACCCAGACAUAG
This is a messenger RNA of Notechis scutatus (mainland tiger snake), 881 nucleotides long. Lineage: Eukaryota; Metazoa; Chordata; Lepidosauria; Squamata; Elapidae. The record is from RefSeq and is a predicted model, not a curated record.